This is a messenger RNA of Mya arenaria, 1103 nucleotides long. Its product is annotated as ERI1 exoribonuclease 3-like. The coding region runs from base 46 to 843 and encodes 265 amino acids. The transcript has 7 exons. NCBI's taxonomy places the organism in Eukaryota, Metazoa, Mollusca, Bivalvia, Myida, Myidae. Gene Ontology annotation, molecular function: nucleic acid binding; 3'-5'-RNA exonuclease activity. Gene Ontology annotation, biological process: exonucleolytic trimming to generate mature 3'-end of 5.8S rRNA from tricistronic rRNA transcript (SSU-rRNA, 5.8S rRNA, LSU-rRNA). The record is from RefSeq and is a predicted model, not a curated record.
GCAGCAUGUUGCAAAAUGUAAACACAUUUUCUUAAAAUAACAGUAAUGUCAACGCUUUAUUUAGAACUGUUUUUUAAAAAUGUACACCGUUGUGCACUGAGAAAUAGUUUUUUAUGUUCAAGAGGCUUGACGGAGAUAACAAGAAGAGCUGCCAGAUUACAGUUUUCACGGUUUAGUACAAGUUCCUGUUUGACAUCUAAGAAAAGAAAGAUGGCAAAAGUUGUACAGACUCCAUCAAAACUAAAGGAGCAGAUUUAUGACUAUUUCCUUGUUCUAGACUUUGAAGCCACAUGUGAGGAAAAUAUAAAGAUACAUCCACAGGAGAUCAUCGAGUUCCCAGUGGUGAAGAUUAAUGCUAGAACACUGCAAGUUGAUUCAACAUUUCACCAGUACGUCCAGCCACGAGUGCACAAACAGCUGACCCCAUUCUGCACACAACUUACUGGAAUUAUACAAGAUAUGGUGGAUGGCCAACCACACUUAGAAGAUGUCCUUCUGAGUUUGGACCAGUGGAUGUUAGAUAAUAAGUUGUUGGACCCUGAAGUGAAGUCCCUGUUUGUUACUUGUGGAGACUGGGACCUUAAAACCAUGUUGCCUAGCCAGUCUGAAUAUUUCAACUUACCUGUACCAAAAUACUUCAGCGAAUGGUUGAAUAUAAAGAAGGCGUUCGCCGAGGUGACCUCUACCUACCCUCAUGGCAUGAUGCAGAUGCUCCAACUGUUGAAUAUUCAACAUCAGGGCAGACAUCACAGCGGCAUAGACGAUUGUAAGAACAUAGGAAAUAUAUUGAUAGAGCUGCUACAUCGGGGAUACGUUGGAAAACCUUCGUGGAAGAAAAGAUGAACUCCUUGUUCAUGAUAUUUUUUCUGCUCUGAUAUAAUCAGUUAAUAUGCAUUUGAAUUUCAUUUUGUUUUAUAGUGGAGAAGGAAUGAUACAUGAAAUACUGUUUCAUGUUUCACAUAACUAUUGAACUGAAUAUCUGAACGUUUAAGCCAUCAAAUGGUUCAUACGUGAGAUAAUUAUUACAGGGGAAUUUAAGUUGUUGUAUUUUACCUGCUAAUGCAUAAUUAUGAUGUACAAUAAUAAUAAAGUGUGUGACCUGG